UCUAGAUUUCACUUGUUUCUUUUUCAAGCAAAUUUCAAUUUUUCAUGACUUGGCUUUGAUUUCCAUCGAACGCCGAGAUUCUCACAGAUCUGAAGAAUCCAAAGAAAAUCAGCUCUCGAUGUCAGCUUCCCAAACACUCGGCGGCCCGUCGCGGUGCGGCCGCGUGCUUGGCCCGUCAUUCGACAAGAUCAUCAAACACGCCGCUUGGCGUAAGCACUCUAACCUCGUUUCCUCUUGCAAAUCUGCCCUCGACAAGCUCGAAACCCUCUCCGACGCCGGCGUACCGGAUCCAGCUUCUCCUUUGCUCGGCCUUUCCUCUUACGACGCCGAUUUCGUCCUCAACCCCAUCCUACUCGCCCUCGACUCUAAUUACGCCAAAGUCGCCGAUCCCGCCCUCGAAUGCGUCUCCAAAUUAUUCUCCGCCGGCGUCGUUCGUGGAGAGAUCGAAGGCAACAACACCGAUUCGAUACUCUACAAAAUUAUCGAGAGUGUUUGUAAAGUCGGCGGCAUUGGCGAGGAAUCGGUCGAGCUACCUUUGCUACGAGCUUUGCUAGCCGCUGUUAGAUGCCCCAGCGUUUUGAUCCGUGGCGAUUGCUUGCUUCAGGUAGUGAGAACUUGUUUCAAUGUGUAUUUAGGUGGUUUAAAUGGAACUAAUCAGAUCUGCGCUAAGUCUGUUUUAGCUCAGAUUAUGCUCAUUCUGUUCGCCCGUGCUGAAGAGGAUUCCAUGGAUGUUACUAUCAGAACCGUGUCAGUUAGUGAGCUUUUAGAGUUUACUGAUAAGAACUUAAAUGAAGGGAGUUCAAUCUAUUUUUGUCAGAAUUUCGUUAGUGAGGUUAUUAGUGCUAGUGAAGGAGUUCCGGAUUUGAAGUUUUCACAACCGGUUGCGGUGUCGCAAAAUGGCGAGUCUAAGGGGGAGGAGGAGGAAAUCAGGGAGGAAGAGGCGAAGAACGGUGUGGAAUUGGGUGCUGGUGGGGUUAGUAGUAAAAUUAGGGAGGAUGCAUUUAUUGUUUUUAAGAAUUUGUGCAAGUUCUCAAUGAAGUUUUCAUCCCAGGAGAAUCCUGAUGAUCAUAUCCUUUUGAGAGGGAAGAUAUUAUCUUUGGAACUCCUCAAGGUUAUUAUGGAUAAUGGGAGUUCAAUUUGGCGCUCAAAUGAGAGGUUUCUUAAUGCAGUUAAGCACUUUCUCUGCUUAUCAUUGUUAAAAAACAGUGCACUGUCAGUGAUGUCUAUCUUUGAGCUCCAAUGUUCUAUUUUUAUGAGCUUGUUAACAAAGUACAGGUCAGGACUAAAAGCUGAAAUUGGAAUAUUCUUUCCCAUGCUAAUCCUCCGAGUUCUAGAGAAUGUUCUCCAGCCAAGUUUUGUACAAAAAAUGACCGUGCUUAAUAUGUUGGAAAAGAUUGGUGGGGAUUCACAGAUUAUCAUUGAUAUAUUUGUGAACUAUGAUUGUGAUGUGGAUUCACCUAACAUAUUUGAAAGGAUUGUCAAUGGCCUUCUGAAAACUGCGCAAGGGCCACCACCGGGUUCAACCACAACUUUGUCUGCAGUCCAGGAUAUUACCUUCCGGCAUGAAUCAGUGAAAUGCUUAGUUGGCAUCAUUAAGUCAAUGGGAGCUUGGAUGGACCAACAGCUGAAGAUAGGUGACUCUGACUUGCCUAAGGGCUUUGAGAGUGACACUUCAGCAGAGAGCCAUAUAGCCCCACCUGCAGAAGAUGGAUCAGUCCCUGAUUCUGAGUUACAUCCAGACAUAAAUUCUGAAUUGUCAGAUGCUGCUACUCUUGAGCAACGCCGGGCUUACAAGAUUGAACUCCAGAAAGGUGUCCAAUUGUUUAAUAAGAAGCCAUCCAAAGGCAUUGAGUUUCUUAUAAGAACUCAAAAGGUUGGUGACUCUCCAGAGGAAGUGGCUGCUUUUCUUAAGAAAAACACCACUGGACUGAGUGAAACCAUGAUCGGUGAUUAUUUGGGUGAAAGGGAGGAAUUUGCUUUGAGAGUCAUGCAUGCUUAUGUUGACUCCUUCAAUUUCAAAUCUAUGGAUUUUGGUGAAGCGAUAAGGUUCUUCUUAAGCGGCUUCAGGUUACCAGGAGAGGCACAGAAAAUUGACCGCAUCAUGGAAAAGUUUGCUGAGCGCUAUUGUAAAUGCAAUCCAAACUCAUUUACUAGUGCAGAUACUGCUUAUGUCCUGGCAUAUUCUGUCAUAAUGCUCAACACUGAUGCCCAUAAUAACAUGGUCAAAGAUAAGAUGACCAAGUCUGAUUUCAUCCGAAACAACCGAGGAAUAGACGAUGGCAAGGAUUUACCUGAGGAGUAUCUUGGUGCUCUUUAUGAUCACAUUGUGAAAAAUGAAAUCAAGAUGAAUGCUGAUUCUUCUGUUCCUCAAAGCAAGCAGGCAAACAGCUUGAAUAAGUUAUUGGGUUUAGAUGGUAUACUCAAUCUGGUCAGCUGGAAGCAGACAGAAGAAAAGCCUUUGGGUGCAAAUGAGCUUCUCAUAAGACAUAUCCAAGAGCAGUUUAAGGCUAAGUCGGGAAAAUCAGAGUCCGUUUAUUAUGCUGUUUCAGAUGUAGCAAUCUUGAGGUUUAUGGUGGAGGUCUGCUGGGGACCCAUGCUGGCUGCAUUUAGUGUCACACUUGACCAGAGUGAUGAUAGACUUACUACCACUCAGUGUAUACUGGGCUUUCGCUAUGCUGUGCAUGUAACUGCAGUUAUGGGCAUGCAGAUACAAAGAGAUGCUUUUGUCACAUCUGUGGCGAAGUUUACUUUUCUCCAUUGUGCUGCAGAUAUGAAACAAAAGAAUGUUGAUGCUGUAAAGGCAAUAAUAUCUAUAGCCAUUGAAGACGGUAACAAUCUUCAGGAAGCCUGGGAGCAUAUAUUGACAUGCCUGUCCAGAAUUGAGCAUUUGCAACUAUUGGGAGAAGGUGCAGCGACUGAUGCAUCCUUUUUAUCUGUGUCCAACACUGAAACAGAUGACAAGCUGGAAAAAUCUGUCGGUCUUCAAUAUCUGAUGAAAAAAGGAACUCUCCAGAAUCCAGCUGUAAUGGCAGUCGUCCGAGGGGGCUCAUAUGAUAGCACCACUGUCAGAGUCAAUAGUUCAGGACUGGUAACUUCAGAGCAGAUUAACCAAUUCAUUGCAAACUUGAAUUUAUUGGACCAGAUAGGAAAUUUUGAGUUGAACCAUGUUUUUGCACAUAGCCAAAGGUUAAACAGUGAAGCAAUCGUGGCAUUUGUGAAAGCCCUUUGCAAAGUUUCUAUGUCAGAGUUGCAGUGUCCAACAGACCCUCGUGUUUUUAGCCUCAUAAAACUAGUUGAAAUUGCGCAUUACAAUAUGAACCGCAUCAGAUUAGUCUGGUCUCGAAUGUGGAAUGUUCUCUCUGAUUUCUUUGUUUCGGUUGGAUUGUCCGAGAACUUAUCUGUAUCAAUUUUUGUGAUGGAUUCAUUGCGGCAGCUUGCUAUGAAAUUCUUAGAGCGCGAGGAGCUGGCAAAUUAUAAUUUUCAGAAUGAAUUCCUGAGGCCAUUUGUGAUUAUUAUGCAGAAUAGCAAUUCUGCAGAAAUAAGGGAAUUAAUAGUUCGAUGUAUUUCUCAGAUGGUCCUCAGCCGUGUCACUAAUGUGAAAUCUGGAUGGAAAAGUGUUUUUAUGGUGUUCACAACUGCUGCUGCUGAUGAGCGGAAGAAUAUCGUCUUGUUGGCUUUUGAGACGAUGGAAAAAAUAGUGCGAGAAUACUUUCCUCAUAUAACCGAGACAGAUGCGACCACUUUUACUGAUUGUGUAAGAUGCCUCAUCAAAUUCACAAAUAGCAAGUUUAACAAUGAUGCUAGCCUCAAUGCUAUUGCAUUUCUCCGGUUUUGUGCCCUCAAGCUUGCUGAGGGUGGAUUUGUAUGUGCUGAUAAGAGCUCGGAAAAUGGUUCAUCUGUUUCAGUUAUAAAUAAGGAUGGUUCAGAUGUACAAAGUUCGGCUUAUAUUGAUGAUCACGGAUCAUAUUGGCUUCCUUUGCUAACAGGUUUAUCGAAACUAACAUCGGACUCGAGAUUAGAUAUCCGAAAGAGUUCAGUGGAAGUGCUUUUCAACAUCUUGAAGGAUCACGGUCAUCUUUUCUCACGAGCUUUCUGGGUUGGAGUUUUUAGUUCUGUUGUUCUCCCCAUAUUUAAUGGUGUACAUGGAAAGAGAGACGCCCAUAAAGACGAGCAGGAUUCACCAACUUUAAGAUCCUCCCAUCAUGAUGGAAGUACGUGGGACACGGAAACUUCCACCGUCGCAGCUCAGUGUUUAGUUGAUCUGUACCUUAGAUUUUACAGUGUAUUGAGGCCCCAGCUAUCAGAUGUGCUAUCAGUAUUGACUGGAUAUUUGAGAGGCUCAAUACAGGGUCCUGCAAGCACCGGAGUUGCAGCAAUCUCCCGUUUGACAGGAGAGUUGGCAAGCAGACUCUUGGAAGAGGAAUGGCGAGAAAUCUUUAUCGCUAUAAAAGAAGCUGCUGUAUCGAUGUAUCCAGGGUUUAUGAAGCUUAUGAGAAAAUUGGAUGACAUCGAGGUGCCUGACAAUUCUCAAUCCCGUACUAGUACCGACACAAGUUCUGAUCACGGCUUCUCCAACGAUGAUCUCGGGGAUGCCAGUAUGCACACUGUAGCUUAUGUGGUUUCAAAUAUGAAGAAUCAUAUCGCCAUCCAGCUGCUCAUUAUGCAGGUUAUAAUCGACAUGUACAAGACGAAUCUACAACUCUUGUCAGCUGCCAACAUCAACAUCAUUGUCGAGACGGUGUCUUCCAUUGCGUCACAUGCUCAGCAACUGAACUCCGAGAGUACUCUUCGAAAGAAAAUACGGAAAGCAUGUUUGGUUUUAGAGCUUUCCGAUCCCCCUUUGGUUCACUUCGAGAACGAGGCUUAUAAAAAAUACCUCGACUUCCUCCAAGAUAUUAUAAAAAACAAUCCAUCAUUCGCCGAGAAGACAAACCUAGAAUCACAACUCGUGGCAGUGUGUGAGAAAAUAUUGCAGAUAUACCUCAACUGUACCGACAACCAGUAUGUGAUGCAGGAAUCGAUUGAGAAACCGAUGUUACGUUGGGUGCUUCCGUUGGGUUCGGCCAAAAGGGAAGAACUGGCGGCAAGAACAUCUUUACUUGUCUCGUCAUUGAAGGUAUUGAGUGGUUUGGAGAAGGAUUCCUUCAGAAAGUAUUUUCCGAAUUUCUUUCAUCCGUUGGUGGCUCUGAUCCGGUGCGAGCAUAGCUCCGGCGAAGUUCAAGGUGUUUUACGGAACUUAUUCGAGUCAUAUAUAGGUCCAAUGAUAAUGCAGUAACACACACACAUAUUUUAUCUUUUGUACCAUAUUCUGGUUUUAGAUUCUGUGUUAGUUUUUAUUUUAUUUUUUAUCAUAAGAAGAGCGUAUAAGCUAAA
Hibiscus syriacus is the source of this 5373-nucleotide messenger RNA. Its product is annotated as brefeldin A-inhibited guanine nucleotide-exchange protein 1-like. Lineage: Eukaryota; Viridiplantae; Streptophyta; Magnoliopsida; Malvales; Malvaceae. The record is from RefSeq and is a predicted model, not a curated record. Gene Ontology annotation, molecular function: guanyl-nucleotide exchange factor activity. Gene Ontology annotation, biological process: regulation of ARF protein signal transduction. Gene Ontology annotation, cellular component: trans-Golgi network.